AACCCUAAACUUUGUUGCAGAAGAGAGAAGUGGAAGUUGCAACGAUGGCGACGAUCAGCCUCCAAAAGGGAAACACUCGUCUACCACUCGAAGUGAAUAGAUUACUCUACGUCAGAAACCUCCCAUUCAACAUCUCGAGCGAGGAGAUGUACGAUAUCUUCGGUAAAUAUGGUGCGAUUUGUCAGAUUCGCAUUGGUACCAACAAGGACACCAGGGGCACAACCUUUGUUGUUUAUGAAGACAUCUACGAUGCUAAGACGGCUGUCGAUCACCUCUCAGGGUUCAACGUUGCGAAUCGAUAUCUGAUUGUGUUGUACUAUCAGCAAGCCAAGAUGAGCAAGAAGGUUGAUCAGAAGAAGAAGGAAGAUGAGAUUGCUUAGAUGCAAGAGAAGUUUGGAGUCUUCACUAAAGAUAAGUAGAGCCCGUUCUGUUUUUAUGUUGGAAUUAGGGUUUCUUUGGGGGGGGGGGGGGGGAGUGUCUUGUUUUGACGUAUAAGUAGACCUUUAUAUUAUGUACAAAAAUCAUAGAUUCAGCUAAUUCUUGGUACUUCGUCCAAUAGUAACUUCAAGUUCGUUUCUGUAAUUCUAUGGUUGUGGAUAAUCAUUUUGGUUGGUGGUUUAUGUGGUUUUGAACUUC
Molecule: messenger RNA, 636 nt
Organism: Telopea speciosissima
Lineage: Eukaryota; Viridiplantae; Streptophyta; Magnoliopsida; Proteales; Proteaceae
Product: splicing factor 3B subunit 6-like protein
Exons: 3
Coding region: 45-380 (111 amino acids)
Biological process (GO): mRNA splicing, via spliceosome
Cellular component (GO): catalytic step 2 spliceosome; U2 snRNP; precatalytic spliceosome
Molecular function (GO): RNA binding
Source: RefSeq, a predicted model, not a curated record